GCAUCACAAGUCCCAUUUUCAGAUCUCUGUUCAACAUUAGAACAAAUUCAGAAGUGCAAAUCUCGACAAAAUAAAACAAGAAAAGGCUUUUCCAAAGAAGACGGAAGCCUUCAAGGGUGGGGUUGAUCUGGCAUCCCUGGAGACCUCCAUUCUCUGCAAAAAGGCUUUUCCAAAGAGCAUGGAAGCAUGUAUAAGAACAUAAGAUCUAAAGAAAACAGUUUCACCAGCAUCUGAGAAGAAGGCUACUUUUUUGCCACCUGGCCUUGAGCUCUGUUGAUCUUCAAAAGGUAAGGCAACCUGAAUAGUGGGGGAGUAUGAGAUACCUCAGAGGGUGCAGGGAGGCCUUGGAUGGCUGGAAGCACGUCGUUUGUUUCUACACUAAGCCCCCAUAGUCUUGCCCAUCCCUGAGGUACCUCAUUCACACUUAACAACCUCUGCAUUCAAUUAAAGAAUGCAUUGGGGGAGGAGCGAUGGGGCUCCAUUCAACAUGAUUUAGUUAAUGUUAUAACCAUAACGGGCAGAUGCUAUUACAGUCAUAACUUGGGGACUACCGGUAGUUGUGUUUCUCAAGACGUAGUGAAUUUGGGCAAUGUAUGUGUAAGUGCAAAAGCCAGUAGAAUAUGGUAGUUUUGAUGAUUGUGGAAAAUGAGUUAAUAGGAAUUAUUGAAGGGAGUAAAGGAACAAACUUCAAUGCUAAGUAUAAAAAAACCUGACACUUAAAAAAAAGACAGUGAAAAGCCUGUAUUAUACUAUCUAGAAAGGGGGGGGGACAACAAAAAACCCCAAAUGCCUAAAAAUGGGAACAAAAAUAAAAACUUAUUACUCACAAAUUAUAUCUAGUUCUAUAUAAUUUAAAUAGUGUGAUGCAUGUGUCCAUUGGACAUUAUUACAGGUGAUUGUACUAAAGCUGCCAAGAGUUUCCGGAUGGUGGUUAAUAAAUAGUUAAUCUACCCUACCUGCUAAGGAGAAAAAAAACCAGAACCACCUCUGCCAUCUUCAGCUUAGAGCUUUGCUGGCAUCCUGCCAUAAAUUGUUAGGUGGCUGGGGGGAAGAGGAAAUAGGCAAUUUGCAUGUAAGGGGUAGAGAUGAGCUAAAGAGGGAGUGGCAGGUUGACAGAAGCCAGAGGUGUGAGAACCAGCCUGUUCUCCCCAGUUGGUGGAUACAGCCAGCCAGAAUGGGUUGUCUCUGUCCAGUGGCCAAUCGGACUGAGUCUACAGCUGUGACAUCACUGAUACCACUGGUGACUCCUCCCAGCUUUAGACUUGGCCCAAUCAGGACUGGAUGCAUAAAUUCUCCAAAUUAGCUACUUAAUUAGAUCUUUUUUUUUUCAAAUUUAUCCCUCAAAAUGGCUUUAAUUGGCUUGUCUAAGGUUUUGCUGCUGCUCUUCUUUAACUGUGAUCUACGAACUGCCUUUCCUCAGCUCCUACUGCAUCGCGGGUGCCACAAGGUAACUCCGGAGCACCCCAUGACUUCUAAUCAUAGGACAAACCAAACGGUCUCUGUCCAUCACAAGGCCUCCUGCUGGAUUGAUUUCGCCGCUGCUGCCCUCUGCGUUCUCUUCAGCUGCAAGCUCCAGAGGACAUUUUGAAGCCUCGGGACCGUUUAUUUUGGCGCCAAACCUCCGUUCGGUCUCCAGCCUCAGAUCGAUCUACAGCCUUUGCAGCACAGAGUGACAGAUUCCUGUGGGGUGAGUCCCUGAACCACCAGUUACUAUGGCAUCCCCCAGGAGUGAUCAAAGCCAGGCGAGCUCAGACAUUUCUCCCCCUGAUAGUCUGGUGGCAGGCCCUUCUGGAGUACAUCCACCAGGAAAAGGCCAGCACAGAGCCUCGCCUAAAGGGCAAACCAUCUGAAGUCUCCAAGGUGGCCCAAAAGGCAGAGGAUCUUCGCCAGCGCCAGCUGGACAAGGAGUUUGCCAAAGCACAAUGUUUGGUUGCCAAGCUCUAGGCUCAAGCCUCCACAGAGUGCUCUCCCAGCCCUCAUCCUUUUCUGCCAGGCCCAUUGCCGAUGGACACCCCAUGACCCACUGUUCUGUCCUCAGAUAGUGAGGAAGAAUCACAGGAGUCGCCAUACCAGCCCAGUUUUGGGCCUGUUGAACCAUCUCCUGCUCCUUUGGCUUCACAGCCUUCUCCUGAGGUACAGCUUUCGUUUCUCUUGCCCCAGGGUCCCUUGACAUCAGUUGGGCUGGACAUGGCCUCCAUUAUAUCUGAGGCCAUCAAGCAGGGGAUUGCAACUGGCUUUCAACAACAAGGUUCUACUCCACAGGCUCCUAUAUCUGCUUCCAGUGUGCCAUCACCUAGACCAUCUCAUACCAAUAAAAGUCCAUCUACUCAAUCAAUCCCAUCUCAUUCUGAUCAGGUCUCAGUGGGAGGGGAGGAGGAAAAGGCAGUUAGGGAUUCUGACUUGUCUGAAGAUGAGGAUUUAACCCCUGACCAGCCUACCUUCAUAGGUUUAUUCAAACCAGCUGUCUUUAAAUCCCUUCUCCUUAGGGCCAAGAAAAUUGCCAAGGUAGGGUUAACUCCCCCUCAGGGGUCAGACUCAAGAAUGGGGGAAUCAAUGGAUCCCCUCUUUCUGGAACGCACAGUGGAGAAGGAAGUCAUUCUUUCUACCAAAUUAUUUUUGGAUUUAGUCCAAAGACAAUGGGGCUCCCCGGGAUCGGGUCCCCUUCCUGAUUCUAGGACCCAUAGGGACCUCAAAAUUAAAGCUGCCAUGGAAUUUGCGGCAGACGUCUCCCUCAAUUCGGUCAAAUUUUCAUCUAAAGCCAUGGCUUCUUCUAUUUCUACCAGAUGCUUGCUCUGGUUGAAACAGUGGCAAGCUGACGGAAGGGCCAAAUGGAAGCUGGCUUCAGCUCCAUUUGGGGGAGAAAAGCUUUUUGAGGCUUCGUUGGAACCGCUGCUGGUAGAAUCUUGCGACAAGCGCAAGAUUCUGCCUUCUCUUUUUAAAAAGCCAGAAAAUAAGUUUGCUCCCUUCUACUGCAAGUCUUCCAUUCAGGGAGGGGAUGGGGGGUUCUAUGCCUCUCAUCCCCAACACCAAUCUAAUUUCAGGCAGUCCUACCAACCUCAGAACAGGUUUGGGAAGAGAAACCAACAUUUCCUCCCCAGGAAACCAUUCAAGGGUCCAUCCAACCAACCGUUCAGACGUCAGAAGUGCCUGUCUGGAUGGUCUGCAGAUCGGGGGUCAUCUCUUGGCCUUUGCCAAUCGAUGGGCAGCCACAACCAUUAGUAGGUCCUGAACACCAUAAAAUUUGGCCUGUCAUUGGAAUUUCUCUGCCCCUCCCCCAAAUGCUUUUUCUUCCUUGUCCUGCUUCUUGGGAACCAUCUCGCAGGCUCCUUAUGGAACAAGCCAUCUAACACCUAAUGGAGAUCCAGGCAAUUCAACCGUCCCUCUGGAUCAGGUAGGUCAAGGUUUUUACUCACGACUGUUUGUCAUGUCAAAAGCUUCAGACGGAUGGAGAGCAAUCUUCGACCUAAAGACUCUGAACCUGUAUAUCAAAUACCACAGGCUCAAAAUGCAUUACCUGCAAACCAGUCUGGAGGGGAUCAGGGAGGGCGACCACCUAACAUUGGUGGACUUAACGGAGGCAUACAUCCACAUCCACAUCCUACCUACCCACAGGCAGUUCCUAAGGUUUUGCUAUGCAUCAAAACGCUACCAGUACAAGGCACUCCCUUUCAGCCUGUCAUCCGCACCGAGGAUGUUCACAGACUACAGUGCAACCUCGACAAUGUCUUAAUACAGUCCAGGUCAGCAAACCAGAUGCACAGAGAUCCCCAGACCGCUCUUUCGACACUUAGGGAACAUGGAUUCUCCAUAAACAUGGAGAAAAGCCACCUUGUCCCCACAACAAGACUACUACACCUAGGUGCAGUAAUCGACAUGGUGCAGGGCACAAUCUUUCCUGAGACCGUCUCUCUAGUCUGCAGCAGAUGGCCCAACAGCUGAAAAGGAACCGCAGAACAUCUCUCCUCCAUCUCUCCCAACUGCUGGGCAGGAUGGUGGUCUGCUUCGGCAUUGUCCCCUGGUCCAGACUACAUAGCAGGAAGCUGCAGUGGUUCCUGCUGCCGCAUCAAAGAGCCAACAGGAGCUGCUCGCCAAGACAGGUCACAUUGCCAUUAGAGGUAAUCAGGCCCCUGGGGUGGUGGUUCUCUCCAAAGGUGGCUCAGGGGUCUUUCUUCUGGUACCUGGCCCACAUCACGAUCACCACGGAUGCCAGCCUCAUGGGUUGGGGGGGGGCACCUCCACUCUCAGAUAGCACAGGGCAUCUGGUCUCCUCGAGAGACAUAACACAACAUCAACUGGCUCAAGCUGUGAGUUGUUCACCUAGCGCUCAAGCAGUUCCAAGACUUUGUGGCAAACUCACACGUGCUGGUCCUCAUGGACAAUAUAACAGUGAAAGCACACAAACUGGCAAGGCGGUGUGUGAUCCUGCACACUGAUGGAUGAGGCGAGGCGCCUGGGCAGAACAUGAUCUGUUGUCCCUCCGCGCAGAACACAUCAGCGGAGUGGACAACGUGCAGGUGGACUGACUGAGUCGAUCCAAGGUCGAUCAUGUGGAAUGGAGCAUAACACCAUAGCUGUUCCGCAAACUGAUUAACAGAUUUGGAGCUCCAGUGGUGGACCUGUUUUCGACUCAUCUCAACAGCAAGCUGCCCACCUUCACCAGGUGUGCUAGUCUGGGGUUGACAGGGGUGGAUGCCCUUCGUUGCAGGUGGCAUUCCCUUCGCUCCCUCUGUUCCAGAGGGUGAUCUGGAAAACAAUCAAAGAGCAGGCUGAGCUCAUCCUUCUGGCCCCACACUGGCUGCGCAGGCCGUGGUUCGCGGACUUGGUCAACCUCUCAGUGGCCUCUCGGUGGCCCCUCCCUUGCACAAAGCCACCCUGACAAAAAGCUCCUUCAUCCAUACCAACCCACUCUGGUUACAAUUGACUGCUUGGAGAUUGAGCAGACAGCCCUAGCUGCAGCGAACUUCAGUUCAAUUGGUCACUGGACAAAGACAACCCAUUCUGGCUGCUGUCUCCACUGUCCGGAGAAUGGGCAUAUCAGGUAAGGACCAACCCCGAUUCCAGUUCAAGGCUGCAAAGCCUGAGAAAGAACUGUGAACAGCAGCUCCAAACAUCUGAGCGGUUCCCAAAACAUGUAUGCGGCACAUCAUUGGACGAAGACAAACCAGACAAAUGGUGGAGGGCCGGGGACAAAGUGGAAUACUGUAACACUUUGAGUGGGAACUUUAGUUCUAGGCUGCAACCAAUAUUGCAACCACUAAUCCUUAGUAAAAGAACCUAUCAUUUCAACCAAAUGGAGUUGAGGGUCUGUCUUUCCUAGAGACUUAGCUGUGGAAGGUCUGACACAGUUGGACACCCAGGGUAUUUUUAUUUGGCACCUGGCUGAGAAAAGAGCUAAAGGUGCCAAAUUUCCAAGAGGAGGCCUGAAGUUUCAUAUCACUUGACACUGUACACAGGCAAUUGUUGGGUUAACAUGUCCCCUAUUUUGCCACAGUCUGCUGCAGUUGCUAAUAAAUGUGAGUUUGAUGUCUUAGAAUAAAUUAUGCAUACUAAAACAUAAGUUUGGUAUCUUUGGAAGUAUUUGUAAUAGAGAAUUAUGGUGUUAUGCAAGAUGAAGUUCAUGUUACUGCAAAAGCCAGUCUCUCAUCUUUAAUCAAACCAUAAUAAGAUUAUUGUAGCACAUUGUAUUUAAAAGGCAGUUUUUUUCUCAUAGCUAUUGAAACGUCUCCUCUUGAAGUUAGAACUAAUACAGUAAUAUGUACAAGGAAAAAGAGAGGAACUCUUAUAUUCAUAUGCAUUCUAGAUAAUGUCUUUCUCUUCUGGGAUUCUCAGAUCUAUAUAAAUUAAACCAAAUUGAAAAACUAAUAUCAUUAUGCUAUGCACAGUUAUAUUUAGAAGAUCUACCAGUAGAUAGCCCUGAAGAAAAGUGUUAAAUUCUUAUGGAGAUAUCUGUGGAAUGUAGAAUCAUAGAGACCUAGAUGUAUAUGGGAUGUCUUCUGACAAUAUGGCUGUAAUCACAUUACAUACAGUAAUCAAUCAAAUUCAGUUUCAUUAUUGAUAUAAUUAGAGAAUAAAGACUCAAUUUUCUAAAGUGCAAGUUUUAUCUGAUAAAAUUAAAUGUAAUUAAAGAAACCAUUAGCCCUAUUUUCUGUGGGUGCACAACAAAAUGAAUUAAAAAUUACUGUAACUGCCUGGCUGGGUUGGUACAUGUCAUUAAAUCAGGCACAAUUCACUUAACAACUGCCUUGCUCAGCAAUGGAAAUUCUGGUUCCAAUUGUGGUUGUAACUUGAGGAGGACCUGUGUAAUGAGUCAUAGUAAUUCAACGUCUGUAGAAGAAGAAAUUGCUAUUUAAUUUGCAGUAGUGGAUCUGAAUGUGUCAUUUUUAUCAGCUUUUGAAUUGAUUUUUCUUUUCAGCAAAA
Messenger RNA from Thamnophis elegans (Western terrestrial garter snake), 6417 nucleotides. RefSeq lists its product as uncharacterized. The transcript is spliced from 2 exons. The record is from RefSeq and is a predicted model, not a curated record. The coding region runs from base 2188 to 3219 and encodes 343 amino acids. NCBI's taxonomy places the organism in Eukaryota, Metazoa, Chordata, Lepidosauria, Squamata, Natricidae.